AUGAUAAGGGCUGUAAUGGUGAGGUGUUACCUGCUCUGUUUACUAACUCUUGUUGUGUGUUGUGCUUCUGGGUUAGUAUGGGCUGAUAGUCUUAAAGCUCCUGACGCCGGUACCUGUGUUCCAUUUAUUGGUGUUCCCUUUUUUAUCGUUAAGAAUCCUUUUUGCGAUAAGUCUCGUAAUGCUAGUGAGGAACCUCAACCUACAGAAAGUGGUUCAGGUAAACCUGGGCACAUUAACCCAGUUAGUUCCCUUGAGUCUGCAGAAGGCCAGGAUAUACAAGUACCUGAAGAGCAUCCCACUCAAGGUUCUCGAGUUCCUGAUGGACAAGAGUCAGGUGAAGGUCCAUCUGAAUCAAUACAAGCCAGUGGAGAGAACCCAACAGUCUCAUCACCUGCAACUAACGGUAGCGACAAUACGAUAACACAUGAGAACACAUCACCACUGCAAGAACAAGAAGGAGAUGCAACCACUCAGAGUUCACAAGUUGCAACCAACACUGAUGAGUCACAAGAGGCAGGAAACACACACUCAACAACAACCUCUGCCACUCCCAACAUACCCAAUAAUGAAGAAUCAACCACCACCACUACUACUACUACUACCACAACAACAACACUUCCUCCUGAACCCACAAACAACAAGAAGGGUGAUGCAGACAGCAGCAGCAGUAUCAGCAGUUCUGUGUGGGUGCGUGGACCACUACUGAUUGUGGUUACACUGGCCUGUAUUCUUGUGUGCUGA
Molecule: messenger RNA, 741 nt
Organism: Trypanosoma theileri
Lineage: Eukaryota; Euglenozoa; Kinetoplastea; Trypanosomatida; Trypanosomatidae
Exons: 1
Coding region: 1-741 (246 amino acids)
Source: RefSeq, a predicted model, not a curated record